CGUCAUGACGGUGGACGUCAUCUUGAAUGAAAAAUUCCUAUUUUAUUAUUUAUUUUGGUAAAAAACACGUUACUCGGAGCUGUAUUUAGUAUUUCUCGUUUAUAUAUUACCAAAUUAUACAGUUUUAUGUGAUGUUCAACAAUAAAAACCAAUCGGACUCAGUGAAUUUAUAGUGAAUGUGACGCUAAACUUUUGUGUCGGUGAUGUAAUUUAGGUGAUUGGGUGGCUUCCUAGUCCUAACUACAAUGGAGGAAUCCUCGUUCACGAUACCAGCCGACGACAAUGGUGAUUCUGAGCUCGAUCCCAGAAUACAGGUCGAGUUGGAGAAGCUGAAUGCGGCCACUGACGAGAUUAACAAGCUGGAGCUGGAGCUUGAUGAGUCUAUGAAGACAUUCCACCUGCUGCUGAACGAGACGUCCCGCCGGCUGCAGGCGCUUGUCAAACGGCUGGGGACGUGCGUGGACAAGUCCAGGCCUUACUACGACGCUGUGAACGUGGCUUCGGCUGCCAGAGCCGAGUGCCAGAGGGCGGCUGUGCAAUUUCAAAGGGCUAGUGAACUCCACGCAGCAGCAAAGGAGACGGUGACACUAGCAGAGCAGCGCUUCGUCAGCAAGCAGGACGAGUGGCAGUUCGACAGCAACUGGCAGGAGGUGCUCAACCAUGCCAUCAUCAAGGUCAUGGACGCUGAGAAAAGAAAAGCUGAAAGUGGGCGUGAACAUCAAAAGAAAGCGGCGUCGUACAUUGCAGCUGAAAAAAAGGUUGUGCAACUGGAAGAUAACUUGAAACGCAACAUAAUCAAGUCACGUCUCUACUUCGAAGAGAAGAAACUAUGCGACGAGCAGCUGCAGACGCAAAACGAAAAGAUUGAGAAGCUGCAACGUCUGAUUGCCGACGCGAAAUUCCGCUACUCGAAAUCUCUUAAAGCUUUAGAAGAAAUAUCAGAAGAGAUCCAUCGUCGUAGAGGAGAAUACCCGCCCGGCAAAGACACGAUACCCGUGGGACCAAGAGAACCAGGUGUGGGAGCCGAAAGAGACCCGAUCCACGACGAAAACGACUCAAAAGACCCUGAAAACGACGAAGAAUCCAGUCUUCAAGAACUCAGAAUGAGAGUCAGGGAACUAGCUCUAAAGCCAAUCGACAGAAAAGACGUCGAGACAGACGAAGCGUGGGCGUUGGAGCUGAACGAAACGAUCAAUAAACUCGACCAGCUGCUGAUGAUGAAGGAAAACAACCAGCAGAAGCGGUCCAAAUUCACAGCAGUGUCCCCAAGAAAUUCUAGUGCUCCGUCCACGAGCACUAACACUGGGAACAAACACACUCCACCCCCUAGCGACAGUUGGAAGUUCGAGACGAACUUGAAUAGAACCAAAUCUAUAAGCAGGGAGGUGGUGUACGAGAAUUCGAAUCCACCGAUAAGCAAGACUGAGAAAUCGAAGAGCAUGAUGUCGCUUGACGUGUUAGCUCUAGCCAGAGACACGGCCAUUAUGGAUAGGGAGUCUUAUUUAAAAGCUGUCAUUGAAGACAAAUCUCCGACUGGGACGUAUACCGAGAGCAAUUCGGAUAGAAACGAGAGUCCUGACGAGAUUCUGAUGGUGGAGUGCGAUUCCAGCGAUUCCACACAGAACCCCGUCAUUCGAAUGACCAGUUCAACGAUCACUGACAGCGAUAAUAGUUAAAUUUCUUAUGAAUCGCCUGAGUAGAAUCGCUAUUCGUCGCGACACACUUAGGAUUUUUUAUUGAUGUCAAUUUCUAUGUGUUAGUUUAAAAAGAAAAAUCGAAUAAAAACUAAAAAGGCUCACUCUUUUAAUGUUUAGUUAGAGUAGUGUUUGUCUUGUUUUCCACUUGUUGAAUCGUGUAGAGUUUAUUUUAGUGUAAUUCUGAUUUACGUCGACGCCAUAUCACUCCACCGACACGACGCUCACAAAUAUUUAUUUGUUGCACGUACCCAACAGAGGUGGAAUUGUGUAAAGCAAUCGUAAUCAUUUGACAGUUCAUAACGUACGAUUAUUCUGUCAAACGCUUUGUAUAACUGACUUUAUCGUACGUAAUGAACUGUCAAAUGAUUACGAUUGCUUUACACAAUUCCACCUCGGUCGUUGUAGCGGUUAGAAUACACGUAGUCUUUAUUGGUUGUAACACUGUAUUUUGGUUGUAACUGAAUUGUGAAUUAAUGUUCCACUGUAAACAUUUUUUGUUUAGUUUAACAUUUGUGUAUUUUAGAAUUGAUUAUUUUGAGUUUAGAAAAAUUGUAAGAGGUAUGCGUGGUGUUACGAUCAUUGUGCAUUCUGAUAUAAAAAGAAAUAUCUAUUAGUGACUAGUAUUUGUUCCACUUGCGCAAAGAUCGUAGCGCCAUUCAUAUUUUAAAUGUAAAUGUUGCCAUUUUAACGGAAACUCCUUGAAUUUUGAGAGCUCUGUGCCUUCAUUUCUUAUAACAAUGUCAGAGAAAUAAAAGAAGACUGGAUUACACGGUUGGUACUUAUCAAGGUUGUAGUGUAAGACGCGUAGGGACGAUUGUGGCUUAAUUAUUUAAUAACAAGGUUUCUCUAACAUACUCAUAAGUUAAGAUAAAUCUAUAUUUUUAAAUUUUAACGUUUAGGUUGGGUGAUGCAUUUAAGUAAAAAGUAUUGAGUGAAUUAGUUUAUUAUACGUAUUGUAUUAAGUAUUUUUCAUACUGCCCAAUAUUAACAAGAAUAUUUCUAACAAGCGGGUCACGGUUAAUACAAAGCAAUAACAGAGAAUGCCUUCAUUAUGAUGAAUUAAUAAUCAGAUUAAUUAUUUUGAAUCUGGCAAUACCUGAAAUUGAAAAUGUUGCUAUUUGCUACUUGUUAUCGCCACAAUGUUGCGAAAUAGUUAAACUAUUUUUAUCAGGUUAAUUAAUGGCUUAAACUAACAAAGAAAAACUCGUGUUGCUCACAAAAUACUGCAAUCAAGGAAUGUUGUAAGUUAUUUUGCUCAAAAUUGAUCAUGCCAUGGCUUUUUGAGUAAUAUUUUACUACCACGAAAUGAUUUAACUGCACUUGUAAGAAUUUUUCGCAAUCUAUAAUGUCUUUUUCUCUACUGAAUAUUGUGCUAACGAAUAAAUGUCUAAAAUUUAAA
This is a messenger RNA of Ostrinia nubilalis (European corn borer), 3096 nucleotides long. Its product is annotated as SH3 domain-binding protein 5 homolog. The transcript is spliced from 6 exons. NCBI's taxonomy places the organism in Eukaryota, Metazoa, Arthropoda, Insecta, Lepidoptera, Crambidae. The record is from RefSeq and is a predicted model, not a curated record. The coding region runs from base 246 to 1676 and encodes 476 amino acids. Gene Ontology annotation, molecular function: protein kinase inhibitor activity. Gene Ontology annotation, biological process: intracellular signal transduction; negative regulation of protein tyrosine kinase activity. Gene Ontology annotation, cellular component: cytoplasm.